CAUCACCUAGACGACUGUGGUGGACAGCUGGGGAGGAAGAAUUCGGGCUUGACAAGUCUGUGCCGUUGUUGAGAGAUCAGAGUCACCCAGUGAUGAUCUUUGGCGGAUUGUGGCGAUGGACACCUUUGGCAGUAAGUUAAAGCAGAAGGCUCUGAAGCAACCUAAGCAGAAGAAAUCCAAGUCGGCUGAAUUUCUGAUGGGACAAGAAGAGAGAGCUGCUGUGGAAGGCGUAGAAAACCCAGCCUUUGAUGGAGGAGGAAGCGGCAAGCUCUCUGUUCCUCUGGUUUGGCUGGGAAGAGAAAUUCGAGGUGACAGGCCAGAUAGCACCCUUGCAGCUCACCAAAAAAAUAUGGAGCUGCAAGCCCCUGCCAAAGAAAGAGGAGAUGAUCAUGCCCAAAAUUACUUUGACCCAUCAUCGGCACCACAGACAGACCCAAGACAUUGCAGGACGGUGGAGGCCAGCACUGAAGAUGAGGUGGAAUUAACAUCAUUAAAUGCAGAUGAAAGCAGACUGUCUCAAAGAGUGACUGCACUGCUGGAUGAAGACGAUACCUUCAUAGAUAUACCUGGUACGCUGCAAGCCUCCAGGGAUGAAGAGGUGUUGGAGGUGAAGUCAGGUGAUCCGGUGCUUCAGCGGCGACUGAUGCUCCACAGUGGUGGUCAUGCCUCGGGCGCCGGGCCCUCCCAGCCCCAUAUGAGUGCCAAAAACCAGGUUGGGGCUGAUGCUGAGCUGGAAGAGGAGGCUGGACUCAAUGCAGGGAGGAUGGUAAUGGGCAGCGAGACCACUGUAAAAAUGAGGGUGGAGGAGGAGGUGGUUCCCCGCUACACCCGGCAGCUGAGGGAGCAUGUGCAACCUGACAUGAUCACGCCUGGCAGCCUUUCACUGCAGCAGCAAGGGGCUCAGAAGAAACCUGUGACGAGUCGAGAGUGGGCAAAGAGAGGAAAGAGACUGAUAGCCUUCUUUACUGGGAAUGUUGAGAGAGAUUCUGCCAAAGCAGAAGAAGCACCACAGCCCAGACUGAACACACUGUUUCACUGCCCGUCACUCAGAGCGCUGGGGGAAGGCCAAGAGGAAGCGGUGGCCAAAUUUGAACAGAUGACAGAGCUCCCAGUAUUCUCCUCCUCAGCAUCACAGCACAUGUGGCAGGGAAACAAGAGGGCAAGACCACAGCCUGUGGAAGUAUGUGUGCGCUGCCUGAGAGCCACUAGAGACAAAUUACCCAGAGGCCUCUAUUCUGUCAGUGUGUCCCUUCAUAGCCGUCUCGGGGGCUCAGCCCUAGCUUGGUGCAGCAAGAAAGAGCAGCAACAAUGGGCUGUGUCCACUGAGCCAAUUGAGCAUCGGGGCCGCGUCUAUGACACUGACCUCUACAUUAACCAGAACCUGGUCAUGAUCUUACCUGCAGCCUGUGAGAUUCUCCCUUCCAUGGUCCUUAUUUUUCAACUGAUCGCACAAGGAGGAACCAGCAGUUACAUCAACUCUGUGGUGGCCUGGGGGGCUUUUCCUGUUUGUGGCCCAAGCCUCGGCCUUGUCCAGGGCAGGUUUAAAACCCCUCUCCUGAGGGGUGAGCCGAACACACAACUGGACCAGUUUAAAAAAAUUGAGGGCCUCGUCUCCUCUGAUCUCGACCACUGGCUCUGCAACAUGUACUUUCAGGUAAAAAGGCUCCCAACUGGGGUGUCCAAAAGGUCAGAGGAAAACAACACUGGGACAUUGCCCCCUGCAAACCCUCUCGUCAUGCCCCAACCUGAGUUACGUCAUGACCAACGCCAGAGCCAAUUGCCACUGCAGUCUCUACCAUCAUCGCCACCUCAGUUCUGUGCUCAGUCCAUUCAUCCUCAGUCCCAGUUAUACCCUCAACCACAGCCACACGCAGGCCCCAGCAGCAGAGCAGGAGAGCCCGGUGUGGCAUAUUCUCAACGGGGGUCUCCUCUCCACCUGUCAGCUGAUUCGGCUUGCUCUUCCUCAUCUCUGCCAGGGAAAAAUUCCUCUUCAGGAGCGAUUUCUGGAAAUGCAAGAGAGAAGGCUGAAGCGUGCAGAGCGAAAACAGAGGGUGGGACUCACUGCAAGAAGAAGCCAAUCAAGAAGACAAAUAGCUGCGGCCCCAGCAUGAGCAGCAGCAGCGUAGCGCCUCGGCAGGCAGACAAACAGAAGAUGCAGCAUUCAGUGGAGAACCUCUCCACUGAGGAGAUGGAGGAGUAUACGUUCUCCCUACAAUCAGCACUGACAGGACCUGGUACCCGUGCCCCGUGUCUGUCCGAUCGAGCCCGCUUGGCCCUCCACAUGCUGUCGUUCGACCUUGGCCUGCCGUUGCUGGGGCAACAGCCGCGUACUAGCUGGCGUGGCUGUGUUCGAAAGCUCAGCCUCAUUAUGCUGCUGAUGGCUUUGAUGUGGUUUGUGAGGCUCUACCUGCAUUACUGCAGCCAGUGGCUCUACCUCCAGGCCAUAGCAGUUCCUGUCAACAAGUUCCAAUUCCACGCACACACAGUGGAGCUUGUGUACCAGAGUUCCUUGCUCCACAUCUGGGAGGAGCUGGCGAUGCUGGUGGUGGGUCCCCUGACCUUGAACGCAUUAACGUUCCUGCUGGUUCUGAUCAGAUGGGGCUGUCAACAGAUAUUUGGCUCACUCCCUUCCUUCACGUCAAAGUUUAUCAUGGCUCAGGGAGUGUGGACAGUCCUCGACCCUCUGGCAGUCUUUGCAGUGGACGCCGUCCUUGGGCAUCUCAUCUACAGCCCUGACACACCGGUGGGUGAUGCAGCCAAGCUUUACUGGCACCUCUAUCGAACUGACCAAUCAGGUGCAGCGGGAGUAAUCCUCACUCUAUUCCUUUACACGGUGGUUUUUUUGCUCUCCAUCACCAUCCUCAGCAUUUACCUGCUCAGAUUCCACAAUGAUGGCUGCAUGCUGGACGUCUUUCAGCGGCUGACGGCCAAAGAAGGGAUGUACUUCCUGCCUCAAGACCUGGAGCUGUCCAAUCAGGAACUGAGCUACAUUGUCAAGAAGGCAGAGCAGUGGAGAGGCUUCAAUGGGGAGAGGCGCAAGGUGGCAGUCUGUGAUGAUAUCUGGACAGCAGAAGAUCCUUUUCCAAGCUCUGUCUCUUCCAGUGAUGACCCAUCAAGACAGGGUGCAUCACUACCAGAGGGCGAGACCAACACGCAUGUGGUAAUAUCUACCCUGUACCUGAGUGGGCUGAAACAGAGAUACAGACACUUCCUCCGACAAUCAAAUGGAGCCAUCACUGAGGUGUUAGCUGACACAGAGGAGAUGCACCCUGCUCUGAGGAUGACUCAAUACCAAGGUCGGAGCUCUGCCAAUCAGAGGGAAGGGAAAGAAGGCGCAAGAGCUCCGCGCCAGCUACGGAAAAGGAAGAAACUAUUUUGCCGGUCUCAUCGCGUCGAGCCAGUAGGAGGAAGCGGGUGUGGCUCCAGCUUUGCACUGCAAGACAUCAACCAAUGACGUCAAAACAAAGACCGAUAUGGUUAAAACCUAAAUUGAUGCAAGUUCUGUCAACCGUCUGUUUGACUUAAGGACUCGGCGGUAUUCUGUGAAGUAGCUGUUGCUUUCCUUGAAUAUUCUCUGUUUGUAUUGUACUUUGUGAGAGCUUAACCGUUUAGUGGUUGAAAGAAAAUGCUAAAAACAGUACAAAGGGUGGAUGAAACAUAACCAACCUGUCCUCCAACUGAAACGUAACUAUGGGUCGUUUUUUUACAACCCCUUUGGGCGCUGGUUUUGAAAACGUAUGUCUCCGUUUUCCAGUGCGGUAACCCGGUGCGGUAUUUUUCAACUCAAAUAUGCACAUGUGUGCAAAAAAGACAGGGUUAGGCAGUAAAAAUUGAUAUAGGGAGUCGAACCGUCGUCAUGUAUACAACCACUAGGGGCGCUGGUUUUGAAAACGUAGACAUAGGUCGUAAUUCCUGCAUACGACCUAUCCGUACGUUUCAUUGGAGGACAGUCUCAACAUAACGGUUGACCCAUUAGAAAUGGAGUAUACCAGAUAGCUAUAAAAGUGCAUCUGUAAUAAACAUGUGAAGCGAUCGUUGUAAUUCACCACACAAUGUUUGGUAACACUUGUAAUAAAGGCAGGUGUUCAGCGCUGCCCCAACACAAUGACAAAUGCAGCUUCUAAAAGUCACUAAUCAGAACACGAGUGAUAAAAUAUCAAUAUUGGCCUCACAUUAAGCAGGAUAAUAUUCAGGCCAGCUUGAUUUGUAUUGAAUAUGUGUCAGCUAGCUGGUGCUCAGUGUAAUGAAGUGGCACACAAAUCAGGUCAUAAUGACCACCAACUUACACAUAUUGCUUAAUUAAAGGUUGUGAGCUUAUUAGCAUGUGUCUCUGGCACAAGGCGUAAGGGAGAUGGGGAUCGGGACUGAUGUCGUUCAGGGCCAUGGCUGUAAAGGUUUUAUAGAUGGCUAACCUAUCAUACUAAAGCCGUAGCCCUCCUAAAAUUGGAUCUUAAUAACCUGUCAUUUUCAUUGAUGAUGAUUCUCCUUUAUGGGCAGCCAUUACUGAUCAAGUUUCUGGGCCUCGUUGGACGGCGAUAGUGGUCAUUUGUGCUCGUCGUUAUCAUGAAUACACCUUACUUUGGCCUUGAAGUUGCACCUCACCUCCAUGACUAGCCCUGAAGUGUGGUGCACGGUGUAUAUGGACACACAGACACACACACACACACUUAAGUUUCUGAUCUCUGAUGAGGCCUCUUUACAGCCCUGAGCUCCUCCUAGAAAAGUAAAAGGAGUUUGUUGACAUUUCUAGUCCAUAUAUGACACGGAGGAAAACACAACAUGUGUUGUCAUAACGCGACUGAGAAUUAAUUACCCGUUUAACAGUAUAUGCUAAUGCUCAUCAAACAACGACAUUUGGUCUGUUUUGGUGUAUUUUCAGAAUUGAUCUCAUGUUGCAAUCUUCCCCUCUGUGACACUCUUUGACACUAGCCAGAUCCUAUAGAGCUAAUGCGCCCCAAUUAGAGAUCAUUCCAUUAACAGUGACAGUGCUACACCCCCCAAUUCAAUCAGCCUUUUAAUGAACACUAAGCAGAGACGCUGUCUCUCAGAGAUGACAGGAGCCUCUUCUCUCUCUCUCCAUUUGUUCUACCAUACUGACUCCUUCAUUUAACCCUAACACUUUGGCUUUCUUUUUGCUUACUCUUUCCUUUCUUUUCAGUAGCGGAAGAGACAUGACAUUGAUCUGUAGAGCAACACAACUGAUUUAUACAGCUCUCCUAUUUCUUUCAAUAUUUUGAUGUAUAUAUCUGUAGAUUCGAGUGAAUGGCUAAUAUUUCUUUUGCUUUUCCCUAUUGUGCAUCGCUACCUUUUUGAUUCAACAUCAUCAAAACAAUGCCCCGUGCAAUAUUUUUCAAAUGGGGCAGAGGGAGCAGAUGCAGAAGGGGCAAGGUAUUUCAAAGGAUCAAAUAUUUGAUUGUUAAUGACAAACACCACUUCGCCGCAAUUUAAAUUUCAAAUUGAUCCCUGCGAGCAAGUAUUUCUGGGGGAGAGAAACAUGCCCCAAGGUCUCUGCUCCACAAUUUGCUGAUUUAAGUUAAAAGAAAACCUUUUUUUUUGCAGAAGUAUCAUAAGGGAACUGCAGUGCCUGCAUCUGCUUAGAGCCAACCCAACCUGGGGAUGUUGCUGGAGAGUGAGAAAAGAAGAAAAAAAUAAAACAUAAAAAGAAAAAAAAAAGAAUAACAUUUUGUCUAAUUCUAUAUUUAUAUAGCCCUCAGCUUGAGGUAUUCACAUAAAACAGUUUGUAUUGAGAAGUGCUGCGGUGAUCGUUAUGCUACAUGUUGAGAUCGGCAACUCUUCGGGCACAGUUUGCAUGAGCAGCUCAGACGGAUUCAUUUGAAUUAAAGUUACCCCGUUAAAUAAAAUGGCUUCAAAUUCACACCUGUGCCGCUUAUUUUCUGUUCAAACCUUUUCUGGCUGUAGUUUUUUAAUUUUAUUUUAAAACCAAUAGCAUUUCUUUUGAUGAAAAAGUUUAUACAUGCACUGUUUUUGCAUACAUGUCUGUUGCUCAGCUUCAUUUAUGGCACUGUUUUGUUUGAUGUUGAAAUGUAAUUAUGUCUUGCAGUGGCUGGAAGAGCCUGGUGUUCCGAUGCUUUUUUGAUGUGUACACCUGGAGCAUUUUCUAAAGAAAAACUAUCAUCUUAAAUAUUAAAUCUAAAUGCUAUUAUGCUUUAUGUCAGCCUAUGUUGUGGUUUGAACUUCAUAAAAUGUGAAACUGUGUCUUGGGUAUGUUAACAAAUGUUAACAAAAGUUUGCUUCCACUUUAAAGAUGAUACCAAACCAGAAAGCACGUGUAAUUAGUUCAGCAACACAUCAAUUGAUUCUCUCCUCUGUGUGUAACCUGCAGCACCAGUGUUAGGGGUAGCGGCUUAUAUGUCACUGUGGCAGAACAAUAAUAUGCAAAGCAGAUAUACAUUCCAGACCUCUGUCAAUUUUUCUGCCCAAGCUGUAUUCUUGUCCACUGACCCCGAACAGGAUUUCCUGGUGCUUAAGCCGUGAAAAACACACACGGUCGGGGUGUGUGAUGUCAACAUUAUGCCAUAUUUCGGUGGCAUCUGGACGGAUCAUGUGCCUCCCUGCGCACAUAUUUA
Molecule: messenger RNA, 6587 nt
Organism: Solea senegalensis (Senegalese sole)
Lineage: Eukaryota; Metazoa; Chordata; Actinopteri; Pleuronectiformes; Soleidae
Gene: ofcc1
Product: orofacial cleft 1 candidate 1
Exons: 24
Coding region: 116-3454 (1112 amino acids)
Cellular component (GO): perinuclear region of cytoplasm
Source: RefSeq, a predicted model, not a curated record